Messenger RNA from Caenorhabditis briggsae, 600 nucleotides. The transcript has 3 exons. Lineage: Eukaryota; Metazoa; Nematoda; Chromadorea; Rhabditida; Rhabditidae. Bases 1 to 600 code for a protein of 199 amino acids. The record is from RefSeq and is a predicted model, not a curated record.
AUGAUCUCUUUACAUAGUAUUAUUCUCCUUUUGGGUCUUGUGGCAGCUGCUCUAGCAUGCGCUCCAAAUAUGCCACAGAGAAGUCCAUCAAAAGGAUACUGCAAGUUCUACAUCGACGGAUCCAGUGACUACGACAGCGCUCGCAAAAAGAGAGACUCUUCCUCAUCGUCUUCUUCUUCUUCGUCUGAAUCUGGAGGUAGCAAGGGAGGUAAAGGAGGCAAAGGAGGUGGUGGUGGAGGAAAGAAAUUCAACCGAAGCAAGAAGAAGAACACGAAGUGCUACGAGUACGAAGAUGGAAGUAAGGAUCAAGGAGCUGUCCUCAAUAAGGGAGUCAAGUACACUGUUGUUGUGACCAAGGGAGAAGAAGUGACCACUGUGAAGCCAAAGGAGGUUAAACACGGACUUUGCCUGUUCUACAUUGACGGAACAAGCGAUGUCACCAGUGGUCGCAAGAAGAGAUCAACCUCAAAAGUGUUCACCACAACCAAGAAGAAGUCGACCAAGUGCUACGAGUAUGAGGACGGAACCAAGGAUGAGGGUGCUGUCCUUAACAAGGGAGUCACCUACACCGUCACUGUCACUAAAGAAGUUAUCGAAUAG